GUUCCACCCAGUACGAAGGCGCUCAAAUGGCUGUGCACGCAGUUUAAGAGAUCAACAUUGUUUCCUCAAUUUUACUUGUCGAGGAAGCCACCUACCUAUUCAUCAAUUCAACUUGAAAUCGCUGGCGCUGGCUCUGCUAUUUGCUUUCACGGGUCCUCUAGAGUAGAUAAUGGUUUUGGUUUGAUAUCAAGAUAUCUUUCGUUUAAUUCAUGCUUUAUUAGAGCUUAUGGAUCAAUUGGUGUGAAGUAUGACAGGGAGCUAUUGUCUAUAGAGGAGAGAAUGGGUUCAUUUUACUUCUUUAUUCCCCAGGUUGAGCUGAGUGAGUUUGAUGGCUAUUCUAUGUUGUCGUCAACUAUUGUUUGGGAUGACUCUUUGUCUCAUACAUUUGAGGAUUCUGUUUGUUCAUUUGAAUCUUGUUUCAGUCAGAUAUGGAGUAGCUAUGAUUCUUCAGCUACCAUGUGUUAUGAAAACAUGGUAUCAAGAUACAUUGGAGAAUCACAUAUGUUAGAGAUCAGGAAUGCUCAGUUGGUAUACUUGGAUGCUGAAUUUCUUGCUGUUAUAGAUGGCAAAGCUGGCAUGGAAAAGGAGAUCUGUCCAACUUCUGAUCAGUCAUUUGUUCGGUUUUCGACGCAGUUCUUGUUUUGUGCAAACAUGGAUUUAUGUUUCAGAAGUAACAAAACUGAAUCUUUCAUCAAGAGCAGAUCUAACAUUAAUUUGGCAUGGGCAUCCUUUAUAGUUGAAGAAUUUGUCAGGCUUGGUCUUACGUACUUCUGUAUAGCUCCAGGGUCGAGAUCAUCCCCACUUGCACUUUCUGCUUCAGGCCAUCCUUUGACAACCUGCAUAUCAUGUUAUGAUGAGCGUUCACUUGGAUUUCAUGCUCUUGGCUAUGGGAGAGGUUCCCAGAAGCCCGCAAUAGUAAUUACAUCAUCAGGAACUGCGGUAUCAAAUCUCCUUCCUUCGGUGGUGGAGGCAAGUCAAGAUUACGUACCACUUAUUCUACUUACAGCUGACCGUCCUCCUGAGCUGCAUGAUGUGGGAGCCAACCAAGCCAUCAAUCAGGUCAAUCAUUUUGGUGGUUUUGUACGCCAUUUUUUUAGUCUCCCUCCACCAGAUGAUCAGAUUUACGCAAGAAUGGUUCUUACAACAGUUGAUUCAGCAGCCUACUAUUCAAUGCAAGCACCUCAAGGCCCAGUGCAUAUAAACUGUGCUUUUAGAGAACCACUAGACUACAGACAUGAAGAUUGGAAUACUGACUGCUUGAAAGGGUUGGACAAAUGGUUUAUAAAUGGAGGACCAUAUACUAGAUACGUAAGAAUGAAAACGGUCUCUGCCUUAGGUAAUUUUUCUUGUUCAGUAAUGGAGGUUCUGGAGGUUAUAAAGAAUGCAAAUCAGGGGCUUUUAUUAGUUGGUGCUAUUCAUUCAGAAGAUGAUAUUUGGGCUGUAGCUUUACUAGCUAGACACCUUUCCUGGCCAGUUGCUGCUGAUGUUCUGUCUGGACUGCGCAUGCGGAAAGUACAGAAUUCAUUUCUAGGACUAGAUAAGAGCAUUUUGUUCACAGACCACAUAGAUCAAAUUCUACUGUCUGAAUCUGUUAAAAACUGGAUAAGUCCAGAUGUUAUUAUCCAGAUUGGAAGCCGGAUCACUAGCAAACGAGUGGGAACAUAUCUUGAGUCCUGCUCCCCAUCUUCUUACAUCUUGAUAGAUGCACACCCAUGUCGCCAUGAUCCUUCACAUGUUGUCACACACAGAAUCCAGGCUACUGUAGUUGAAUUUGCUACUAGUUUGUUCCAGUGUAAUUUCCAAAGAAAGACAAGGAGAUGGUCGGAUAUUUUGAUGGUUCUGAAUUCAGCGGUUUCAGAGGAGAUAAUGUUUCAGGUGCAUUCAGAAUGCUCCCUUACAGAACCGUAUGUUGCACAUGUAAUUGGAGAAGCACUUUAUGGUGAUGCUGCUAUGUUUGUUGGGAAUAGCAUGGCCAUCCGAGACUUAGAUAUGUUUGGCGAGGGUUGGACUGACCACAGUAAAAGUCCAAAUAAUGCUAUGAUGCACCAUUUUCCGGGCUUUCUUGGUUCACCAGUGGCUGGGAACAGGGGAGCAAGUGGUAUUGAUGGUUUGCUUAGUACAGCAAUUGGAUUUGCCAUUGGAUCAAACAAGCAUGUAUUAUGUGUGAUUGGUGACAUAUCUUUUCUUCAUGAUACCAACGGAUUGUCACUUCUGAACCAAAGGGUGCAUAGGAAACCCAUGACAGUAAUUGUCAUUAACAACCAUGGUGGCGCAAUCUUCAGCCUUCUACCAAUUGCAAAAACAGCUUCACCACAAAUUUUGGAGAAAUUUUUCUACACCUUGCAUGACAUAUCGAUUUCCAAACUCUGUGCUGCACACAGGAUAAAACAUUUUGUAGUUCAGACAAAAACUGAAUUUCGUGAUGCCUUGGUGCAGUCCCAUGCGGGGCAUGUUGAUUGUGUUGUCGAAGUGGAGAAUCGCAUUGUUGAUAAUGCCAACUUUCAUAGAACUAUAAGCAUGUUCACAGACCAUACUGCAACCAUACAUCUGGAUUAUCUUCUGGGAGCUCCAUAUUGUAAGGAUGAGUUAGAUGGCUUGUCUGUUGGCCGAAUACAUGCAGCAGAAUACAUGUUAUACAGGAUCCAACUUGCUGCACCACGUACAUCUGGGAGAUCAGAAAGCAGCUUCUCUCACGAAGGUUUCAUACUGAAGUUGUGCGUAGGUGAAAACAUUGUGGGGUUUGGUGAGGUUGCACCAAUUGAAAUUCAUGAGGAGGAUCUGUUGGAUGUCGAAGAACAGCUUAGGUUUCUCUUUCACAGAAUGAAAGAUGCUAAGCUAGAUGUUGUUCCUUUGUUGAGAGGAUCCUUCUCCAAUUGGAUAUGGACAAACAUUGGGAUUCCUCCUUCUUCGAUAUUCCCUAGUGUUAAGUGUGGUCUAGAGAUGGCCAUUCUUAAUUUGCUGGCAGCACAACGGAUGGAUAGAUUAUAUGAUAUUUUCACUGGAUCCAAUGUUGUCGAAUGUAAUCAGAGCAGCACUGCAAGCAUACAAAUUUGUGCGCUCGUGGACUCUAACAGGACUCCAAUGGAGGUAGCACUUGCUGUUGUCAAACUUAUUGCUGAAGGUUUCACCACAGUUAAACUGAAGGUUGGGCGUCGUGAAAGUCCUGCUGAAGAUGCAGCUGUUAUUCAGAAGAUUAGGGAAAUUGUAGGAUACAAGAUCAAUAUCCGCGCUGACGCAAAUCGGAUAUGGACAUAUGAGCAGGCAAUUGAUUUUGGAUCCAGGGUGAAAGACUUAUGUUUGCAAUACAUCGAGGAACCAGUGGACUCUGUAAAUGACAUCAUCAGGUUCUGUGAAAAUACUGGCUUGCCUGUUGCACUAGAUGAGACUAUCGACAACCUUACAGGGGAUGUAAUCCCUAAGCUACAUCAAUUUUCACAUCCAGGAAUAGUUGCUCUUGUUAUAAAACCCAGUGUUGUUGGUGGCUUUGAGACUGCAGCUUAUAUAGCAAAAUGGGCUCACAUGCAUGAUAAGAUGGCUGUCAUCAGUAGUGCCUAUGAGAGUUCUGUAGGUUUGGCAACCUAUAUACAGUUUGCACAUUAUAUUGACAGACAAAAUGCCAUAAUAUCUAGAAUAAAGAACAAAGGUUCUUGUGGAACCGUGGUGCAUGGACUUGGAACAUACCAAUGGUUGAGGGAAGAUGUUUCAGAACAAAAGUUAAAAAUCCAUGUGCCACCACUUGGUGAUGGAAUCAGAGCUUCAGCAGAAGAUGCCCAUGGCUAUCUCCAACAUUUAACAAUAAACAGCAAGAAGAUAGAAAGAACUUAUAGUGAAGAAAAACUACGGUCAUAUUUCAUGCAAGUUGAUGGGGAUAAUUUUUCUUAUCAAGUUAAGCUUCGAGAGGCUGGUGAUUGCAAAAAUGAAAAGGUUGUUCUUUUUCUUCAUGGAUUUCUUGGUACAAAUGAAGACUGGGUUCCUAUGAUGAAAGCUCUCUCCCCCAGUGCACGGGUUAUUUCUGUCGAUCUUCCUGGCCAUGGCGAGUCUGAAAUUCUAGAGCAUGAUGUUGAAAACUCCAAUCAAAUCUCUAUUACAGUUCAAUCAAUUGCAGAUUUGUUACUGAAGUUGCUAAGAAAUAUAACUGAUGGAAAGGUGCUGGUUGUUGGCUACUCAAUGGGUGCAAGGAUUGCACUACACAUGGCACUAAACCAAAAUCACAAGAUAAGUGGAGCUGUUAUAAUUUCGGGUAGUCCUGGAUUGCGAGAUGAGGCAAGUAAAAGACACCGUAGUGCUGUUGAUAAAUCAAGAGCCCACUUCUUGUCAUAUUGUGGACUGGAGAGUUUUCUUGAGACAUGGUACUCUGCGAAAAUGUGGGCCAGUCUACGAGAACAUCCUAAAUUUGAUUCUCUAGUGAGGACACGAAGGAAACACAAUAAUAUCAAAACUCUAUCUAAGGUUCUUGCUGACUCAAGCAUAGGGAGACAAAAGUCCCUAUGGGAAGAUUUGAAGCACUUGAGGAGUCCGCUCCUCAUUGUUGCAGGUGAAAAGGACCUAAAGUUUAAAGAGAUAUCACAAAAAAUGUGCACAGAGAUAGGAAAGUACAGUCAUUGUGAAUCUGAUGGUCUAUGUGAGAUGAUUAUUGUUCCAGAUAGCGGUCACGCUGUGCACGUUGAGAACCCUCUUCCUUUAGUUAGAGCAAUCAGGAAGUUCUUGCUAAAGAUAUACCAGACGUAAUACCAAGUAGAUUACGAAAUGGCACGCCAGCUAUCCAAAACAAAUGUUCGAAGGCAGCAGAUCAUGAGUUCAGGACUUCCAAAUCACGCCAGUUGCC
Oryza brachyantha (malo sina) is the source of this 4825-nucleotide messenger RNA. RefSeq names its product protein PHYLLO, chloroplastic. Lineage: Eukaryota; Viridiplantae; Streptophyta; Magnoliopsida; Poales; Poaceae. Gene Ontology annotation, molecular function: 2-succinyl-5-enolpyruvyl-6-hydroxy-3-cyclohexene-1-carboxylic-acid synthase activity; thiamine pyrophosphate binding. The record is from RefSeq and is a predicted model, not a curated record. Gene Ontology annotation, biological process: amino acid catabolic process; menaquinone biosynthetic process. The transcript is spliced from 26 exons. The coding region runs from base 280 to 4728 and encodes 1482 amino acids.